Molecule: messenger RNA, 2630 nt
Organism: Papaver somniferum (opium poppy)
Lineage: Eukaryota; Viridiplantae; Streptophyta; Magnoliopsida; Ranunculales; Papaveraceae
Exons: 7
Coding region: 1246-2193 (315 amino acids)
Molecular function (GO): protein binding
Source: RefSeq, a predicted model, not a curated record
UACCUUCCAUUUUUUUUUUCUUUUUCCGUUGUUUAACUAAAUCUUUCUGACACAAUCAACACAUACCUUUUUUGCUCUUGUAUAGAGUACAUUUUUCUACUAUUCCUUUACAAUACUUGCAUUUAUCUAUCGCUUCUGUUCUUUCCUCUCUUCAGCAAGUAAUUAACGCCCUAACAUAAAUCUCUAUGUAGUUUUCCUCCUUAUCAUGAUCAUGGUUUAACUUUUUACACUAUUUAGACUUUCUGAUGGUGUUCCUUAACUUGAACAUAUGCAGUUGUUUUCAUGUUUAUCCUUUCUUGAGCCAGGGAAGGCUGAUAUGAAAGGUUAUAAUGCUGUUAUGUAUUACUCUCAUCUUGAUUGUUCAGAUUUAACAUUUGUGGCUGUAGAUAAGGCCUUUUAAGUUGGUUACACAUGCUUUAGCAGUCUUUGUAGUUUUGCAUGUCUUUCUCUAUGCCUACUUGUUAGUAUUUUCGGCAGUUUUUACACGACUGUAGAUCUGUUUUUUAAGCAUCACAGUAUUCCUGGGAAGGUAUAGAUGCAAUCGUCGUGUCAGAUUUUACUUGGUGCAGUCGAUCAUUAUUAGUGGAUAUGUAAUUGUCUUUAAUUGGUUAUAACAUGUGUGACUGCUCCUCAAAGUGUAAUCUAUGCUGACACAAGGUGUCCAUCAAAUUUUAAAAGAACUGAGACACCUAAAUUACUUGAAUUGAUUGAUUCUCUUUAUAAUUAUCUGAUUAUUCAUAAGCUGAAAUGCGUGUAGGGUGCUUCUUCUUUUUUGUCGUUGCAUUUGGUUUCAUACAUCAAGUCGUUUUUAAUCAAUGUAACCCUGAGGACAUACACCGGGGACGAUCUUUUAGUGGCAAUAAUCUUGGACGAUCUUCUAGAAUUACUGGUUUUGCUGUAGUUACUGAAUCUUUGACAUCAAUGUCUUGCUGUUUUUUUAUGUUGGUUCUGAAGCUCAAAUUAUCCGUGUUUAUGAUUCCUCAGUUAAAUUACAAAUCGCAUUUAGUUUGUAGAUUGCAUUCGGUUGUUUGUAGUGUUCUCUCUCCUUUUUGUGCAUGGGCUUUAACAUUUGCUUAUUUGUGGAAAAUAAUAUGUAGUUACACUGUUUUAUUGUUGCGGUUUCGCAGUGUAUUGUGGCUUUAACCCCUCCUAUCUGUCGUUUAGGGGGAUGCACUUUUAUCUUCUUUCAGCAUUAAAAGCAGGUCGGCGUUCUGAGCAGGCAGUGGGAGGCAAGCUUAAGCACAUAUGCUCCGGAAUCUGUUGUGGGCGACAUCGAAACAUGAUGUAUAUCUGUUGCAGAAUUACUCCGUUAUGCACUGGUCCGCUUUGCUCCGAAGGGGCAAGGAAGUGCUCAAUGUUGCUGGACCAAUAGCCCCAACCAUGAAAGAACCUGGAUCUCUGGCUCAGUCACUGUCAAGGGUACAGAUAAGCACCAUGGCUGUGAAAGACAAUUUUAUGGCGGCUGGUGGUUUUCGUGGGGAGCUUGUCUGUAAGCAUCUGAACCGUUCUGGAGUUGAAUUUUGUACGAAGAUAACAAGCGACGACACGGCUAUUACCAAUUCUGUUGAUAUCUACCAAAGCCCCAGUGGCUUAGUCCGUGUGAUGGCUGCAAACAACGAUGCACAAGUUAGGAUUUUCGACGCUGAAACCUUCGUGAAGCUUAAUCAAUUCUCCUUCUCCUGGUCUGUCAAUAACAUCUCUGUCAGUCCUGAUGGUAAACAAUUUGCUGUUCUCGGGGACAGCACCGAUUGUGUAAUUGCUGAUAUCCAGAACGGGAAGAGAAUAGGGUACUUAAAAGGCCACCUGGACUACUCAUUUUCAUCUGCGUGGCAUCCAGAUGGACGAAUUCUAGCCACCGGGAACCAAGACAAAACCUGUAGGCUUUGGGAUGUGAGAAAUUUAUCGCAAUCGCUUGAUGUUUUAAAAGGAAGGAUGGGAGCAAUAAGAGCUAUAAAGUUCACGUCAGAUGGAAGGUUUAUGGCUAUGGCUGAACCGGCUGAUUUUGUGCACCUUUAUGAUACGAAUUCAGGGUUCAACAAAUUUCAGGAGAUCGAUCUCUUCGGUGAGAUUGCUGGAAUUUCGUUCAGUCCAGAUACAGAGGCCUUAUUUGUUGGGGUAGCGGAUAGAACGUAUGGAAGUUUAAUGGAGUACAACAGGCGGCACUGUAAUCAUUAUCUGGAUUCCAUCUUUUAACGAGUUUAAGAACUAAUAGGGGCAUCGUGGUUGUAACUGUAAUUUUUGUUUACAGGAAGGAUUCUCCUCUGGAAGGGAAAAAUGUGAUUAUGUUACUUCAAAAUUUUGGCACUGGGGUUUCUUCAUCUAAUGAUUCUAUUCCCCGUUGUUUGUGUGUGUACUAUCCCUUUCACAUAAGGGUCAAGGGAUCAGUAAUAGGAAUAGUGUCAAGUCAAUCCUAUUUGACUUGACUCAGUAUCUGAAUAGUUCAGUCUGUUUCAGACAUGUCUUUAAUCCUGUAUUAAAUGUGUCUGAGAGGAGCUGGCAUCUUUAUCUUUUGUGUUUUCUUCUUCACAAGUUUGUAAUAGGAAAAAAUAUCAUUUGCUCCUUUUAUGUCGGGGUCACAUAAGUUUGGCCUGGCCCUUUUGGAAUGUAUACAUUUUCCAUUUGGUCCACAA